GGGAAGGCCGCUUCGUGACCGCCUCGCCGCCGCGUCCGUCUGUGACGUCUUCGCGCAGCACCUCCCUCGCCGCUUCCUGCCUCUGCGCGGACCCCUUUCCGAGCCUCUGGCGUUUCGCAGACUGAAAGCACCCCCCUCCAACUCCCUGCGGUGGACUCCCUUGCGACUGCUCCCUGUUAACUUGGUUCCGGCGGGGAGAGCUUAGCGAGGGAUUUUGUAUUGGAAGACAUGGAUCUUGCAGCCAAUGAGCUCAGCAUUUAUGACAAACUUUCAGAGACUGUUGAUUUGGUGAGACAGACAGGCCAUCAGUGUGGCAUGUCAGAGAAGGCAAUUGAAAAAUUUAUCAGACAGCUUCUGGAAAAGAAUGAACCUCAGAGGGGACCGCCUCAGUAUCCCCUUCUUAUAGCUAUAUACAAGGUCCUGGUAACCCUGGGAUUAAUCUUGCUCACUGCCUACUUAGUAAUUCAGCCUUUCAGCCCAUUACCACCAGAACCAGUGCUUUCUGGCGCUCACACCUGGCGUUCACUCGUCCAUCACAUCCGGCUGAUGUCCUUGCCCAUUACCAAGAAGUAUAUGCCAGAAAAUAAGGGCAUUGCUCUGCACCGGGGUGAUGAAGACAGACCUUUUCCAGACUUCGACCCCUGGUGGACAAACAACUGUGAACGCAAUGAGUCAGACCCCAUCUCUGCCAACUGCACUGGCUGUACCCAGAAGUUACCCCUGAAGGUAAUGCUCCUGGAAGAUACCCCGAAGAAGUUUGAGAGACUCCAUCCUCUGGUGAUCAAGACGGGACAGCCCCUGCUGUCUGAGGCCCUUCAGCACUUUUUGUGCCAGUACCCAGAGGCAACAGAAGGCUUCACCGAAGGGCUUUUCACCAAGUGGUGGCGCUGCUUUCCUGAACGGUGGUUCCCCUUUCCUUAUCCCUGGAGAAGGCCUCUAAACAGAGCACAAAUUUUACGUGAACUAUUUCCUCUUUUCACCUACCUGCCAUUUCCAAAAGAUGCUUCCUUGAAAAAGUGCUUCCUUCUUCAACCAGAACCUAUUGUGGGGAGUAAGAUGCAUAGGAUGCACGACCUGUUCGCCAUCGGCAGUGGCGAGGCCAUGUUGCAGUUGAUCCCUUCCUUCCAGUGUCGAAGACACUGCCAGUCCAUGGCGAUGCCGCUAGAGCCGGGGGAUAUUGGCUAUGCCGGUGCCUCCCACUGGAAGGUCUACGUUGUAGCCAGAGGAGUCCAGCCUUUGGUCAUCUGCGAUGGCACCACUGUCUCAGAACUAUAAAGAACAGAGCUAUAUAGAGGAACAUCUCUGAGUGCUGAAGGCCAGGUGGAAAGGGGGAAAUAAAAACCAAAACCCAUGAAACCAUUUUCCAGGGGUUGGUUACUGAGUUACCUGCCCCGUGCAUGUGUGUGCAAGCCUGGGCGGUGGGAGCCGAGGCCGGGGCCGGCCCUCCGCCCUCCUGACUCCUUCAGCCAGCAUCAGCCAGGACUUUGCCCCAUCUCUGUCUGUGAGAGUGGGCACGGGCCUCGCCUGCGGUGGGAAGCAGGGUGGGUGCUUCCCUGACUGACCUGAAGCCCCCUGCCAGCCUCCUGACCACAGGGUGGACAGCCCCAGCAGGCCUGACUUCAGCGCCAUCCUGUAUCAGGUGCACCUGCUUGUCCUGUCCUGGCCACACCACCCUGUUCUUUCCUGGACAACCAUGACUGAUGAAAGAAGUCGUUGCAGUUGCCCAAGCAGAAUGGACUCUAGAACCAAUGAGAAAAGAUGGAAGUAACCUCACUGGGCACUAGAAAAUGCACUUCUUCCCCAGCAUCUGCGACUUACAGUCUCAGAGGGGCCAGGCCGGUGCCUGAUUGCAAUUAAAAUGCUAAUUCCGAAGGUAACAUCUCCAUUUUUCUCAGUUGUUUAUGCUCUUCCCAGCAACCCCCUCCCCCUUGCCUCUCCAGACGAUUUCUCAGAAGUUGAGCUCCGGCCCCUCCGCUGGCCGGCCAGAGCCCCCCCUGCUGAGGCAGCACGGCUCCUGUCAGCUGUGUUGCUUUUACCAAGUGUCUUCAGAGGGGGAUGAGUUAGAGCUGGCCGGGGAGAGGGUGCGUCCCUGGGUUUGAUCUUUAGGGUCUGACUCUGCAGGGAAAUGUUUCACAGAUGUUUCGCUCUGAUGUCGUAAUGUGGUCAGGGAAGGAGCUCCAGACCCAGAGCGGUGGCCAGCUGGGCGUGCAGUUCUGUGAUCCUUUGUCUUAAAAUGGUUCCUCUUCGUGCUGGGGAACAAGGUGAGGUGUUUUUAUUUGUUUUAUUCGUAACUCACCCUGCUCUUUUGGUUGGCAGAUUCACUCUGCUUCUUGCUUUUCACGUAGGUAUGAGUCAGAAGGUGUCAGCGAGGACACUCUCGUCGUUUCUCCUUUCCUUUAUUGACACUACUGGCUGUGUGGCCUCUGGUCAUGCCCAUCACCGGGAUGCAGACAAAACAAACCACACUGUGGCUCCUGAUUCUCAGUGGCAGAAAUCCACUGGACCGGGAGGUGUCUGUGGCCAGAGGCAGACAGUGGGAGGGACAGGCAUGGGGCUCCUUUUGGGGUUCUGUCCAUGAGGAGGUGUCCCUGUACCUGGUGCGGGCCCGCUUUCUCUCCUCAUCUCACAAGCAGCUGCGGUGCUGCUCAGGCGCUGGCUUGUGGGCUUGCAGAGGGCAAGCAGGGUCCACAGAACUCGGGCUGGAAACCUCAGCGCCUCCUUCAUGGCUUGGAGUGAAAUGAGGAUGAACUGUACCUGAGGGAAUUUUCCCUUCAAAGAAUCAGUGCCUUGUGUGGAUCAAGACAGAAAAACAACAUUUUGUGCAUAUAAAUGUCAUGCUGCUAAGAAGUUAAGAUUUAAGAGGUUUUAAGUCAGAGGGAUCCUUCAGACGCCAACUUUGCACAACCUCUUAGAGCCUUUGCAGUGUCCUUAUCCCUCCUGCACACGGGACAGGGUCAUCUGUGUAAACAAGGUCUUUAAAAGCCUUUCCUCUCCGCCUUCUUAAAUUAGGCCCUUUGGGUUAACAAAGGAGAGUGUUCCUUAGGAACAAAGCAACUGUUUAAAUGAUUUGAGAUUGCUGUUUUGUUUUCAUAAAUUACACUGUGUUCCUUUUUCAUUUUACUCCCGCCCUUCACACCUUAAAUGCCCGUGAAAAACCCACUUUGGCUCCACAUUUUAAAAGCCAAGCACUUACUGGUGCUCUGAGGCAGUACCCGGGAAGUCCCCAAAGCCCCAGUUCAACAAGAAGUGAAAGUGGAGCUGGAGCCUUUGGGGCAUACGCUGCUCAACUGAACAUUCAUCCGGUCCAUGAUUGAAGAUAGAUUUAUGUUAGGGCAGAACUUCAAAGAAGGUAUUUUGUUCUACCUCCUUCUUAAGAUGACACUGAUAAACAGAACCUGCCGUGGCCAGGCCUGUGUGAGCAACAUGGGGCUGCCAGCCAGUCCUGGCUACCCAGGGCCUGUGUGAGGGAGGUGGGGUUCCCUGUGCACUUAGCUCUCAGCUGCCCCAGGAAAGUAGCAGAAGUCCCUCUUCAUGACUUGGCGUGGGAAAGAGGGUCAUCAAGAUGAGGAAGAAGGGUCAGGGGCCCCGGCGCCCCAUCACCUAUACAGCCACAAAAACAAAACCAAGGGCUGUAAGGAGAGGUCCUUGCUCAGGGGGCUCUUGAGUGUCCACUGACAAGAGCACAGAGCUGACGUCCACGGGUGGGCUGGAUUUCCUUUCUCGUAGGUUCCAGCAUCAGAAGUCAGCUCUCUGGAGCUGCUCUGGCAGCAGCUGGGAGCCUGUGAUGUCCAGAAGCCUCAAGUCUCUGGGAAUCAAGUAUCGAGCACAGCAGUACACUGUGGCUUAAACGUUGGCUGUGUUUCCCAGUCCUCAGUUAUUCUGGGGGACGGAGUAAAUAGUGGUGACUUAGGAAAACAAAACCAGACUAUUUGGUAGAAUACAAAGCUGCCUGUGAGAUGGGUCGGUUUGGGCUUCCUUUCCGAGCAGAAGGAAUAAUAAUACCCAUGUAGUUCAUUCUAAGAGUGCCCAAGAUACUGUGAUCUCCUUUCAUCCUUACUCAGGCCUGUAACGUAGCUGUAAAUCCUCCCUUUACAAGUAAAGGAACCAGGGCCUAGAACAAUUAACUGCUGGUCAAUAAGUGGCUGGUUCCAAGGCCUCUGUUGUUUCUCUGCUGUGGCUAUGUAGUGCGCGAACACCAAGAUGUGGGUUUAAUUGAGCCAGGGUGUCCCUGCCGGGCUAGGAGAACCUAGUGCGAGGGUGAGCACGCCAGGAACACAUCAAGGUUUAUUUCCUCAAGAUCGUUCUGGAUAAAAAUGAAGGCAGCCCUUAACCAGAUGACUUUUUAUAAAAAUCCUUAUCCUUUUUCCUUCCCUUGUAAACUCGAUGAACCAUUUUCUCGUCCCCACAUUUCCAGAUGUGUGACCAGAGGAGGGACUCUGCCCAAUUCCAGUUGUGAGUCCCUUUGGAGUUUACAUCACUUGUUUUUCAGUUCUCAGUUUUCUGUCUAGUCCCUUCUUCCAAAAGCCAGCAUAGACCUCUGUGGUGGGACAAUUAUUGUUUAACAAAAUCUCUAGUUCCUUCGCUGCCAGUGAUGGCCUCAAUCACUUUAACGUAGUCAGGGACGAGUGUUUGCUCAUUAGCCAGAGGCUUCAGAGUGAACAUUCAAACCCCAAAGUAUAGAUGUUCACAUCCCAUCUUUCCCAGCUGGAGAAGGCCAAGCCAUGUGGGAGCCGGAGAGCUGCCGGUCUGUCUGCAGGGAGCGAGGUGAUCUUACCUGCCUGUUGAGAAUCAGUCAUUAAACAGAAGGGCCUCUGAGGCUUUUCAGCUCUCCUACCGAUGGAGGAGAAACUCUCCUGAGUCCACAAGUUCCAUGCUCAUUAACUUUCACAGCAACCCACACCCGCUAAAAUGUGUUGAAGGAAGGUGGUGCCAGAGAUGCAUUUUAAAAUAGUGUUUCUCUCCAGGCUUCCAUCUGCACACAUUGUGUCCAGAGCCGUGGCAUGUCAGUGCCCAGAGGCUGGGAAGGCAGAGAUGCUUGUGGAGACCGCCCUGGACUCUGGGGGUGUGCGGUGUCCCUGUCACUGGCCAGGCCUCCGCACCAUCCCUCUGCCAGUAUCCAGCAGCGUCUCUCACAAAAGCCUCUGAGAGAAGAUGGAGGGUGCCUUCCCUCUCGGGCCCCACCCAGAGCACCCACCCUGGCUUUAAGUGCUGGCCUUGAUGAGAAAACCUCCAGCCCAUGGCCUGCUGUCCAGCUCCCUUUGUGUCUGGGUUCCCUGCCCUGCAUAAUUUAGCAUUAGAGUGAAUACAACUGUCACUUUCCUCUCUCUGGAGAUCAUGAAGUGGCCAGACUUUCAGAACAAAAGGAAAAAAAAAUAUUACGUAACCAAGCAAAGGCUGGAACCACUGAGACAGCGCAGGGCUGUGUAGCUCUCAGUCAGUGCAUCCAUCCUCAGGCAGGCAGGCAGGCAGUCACCACAAGCACCGGGGCAGAGGGAACCCAGUUUCAUUUUGAGUUUCAGACAACUUGGGAGUUCUGACGUCUGCUUUGUGCCAUACUUGACUUACCUCAUUAUUCCUCCCAACAGCUCUGGGGGUAAGUGGGGUCAUCCUGGGAAACUCCCUAAACUCUGCGGCCCCUCAGCCUUCCAUCUUCAACUCCUCAGAGCACUUGAAACUCUUGCAGGAGUAGAAUCUCAUGUACCCUUGGGUACAGGGAAAUUGUCCUCCCAACUUCUUUCCAAAAUUUUAUCCUCAGAAUGCUGUCACCCUCCUCCCUGCUGUGGAGUGAGAAGGUCAGACACCCAGGAGGCUGGCGAAGAAGACUGGACAGGCCCAGUCAGCCAGCACCGGUGCUCAGCCUCUUCCUUGCCACCCUCAGGGAUAGGAAGUGGUGGUGGUGGUGGGGGUGGGGAGAGAAUACACAGGGGGGGAGGUCUUGUUCAUCCCCAGGGAGGUAGGAUGUGAGGGCCCUGGAUGGUCACAGUAAGCCGAGGGAGACAGGCCCAAACACACAUGGUCCAAACAGUCUGAACUGUUGAUGUGUUUAGUGCAGUGUUGACAGUAACUGAAUGCACUGCCAGCUUGCAGAAAUUUCCAACAUGUAAAGAAUGUAUGUAAAUUGUCAUGUCAUGAAAGUUUUUACCUUUUGCAAUUAAAAGCGUGUA
Messenger RNA from Condylura cristata (star-nosed mole), 6164 nucleotides. Its product is annotated as chromosome unknown open reading frame, human C6orf89. Lineage: Eukaryota; Metazoa; Chordata; Mammalia; Eulipotyphla; Talpidae. Gene Ontology annotation, cellular component: Golgi membrane; nucleolus. The transcript has 8 exons. The coding region runs from base 229 to 1275 and encodes 348 amino acids. The record is from RefSeq and is a predicted model, not a curated record.